AUGGCAGUAGAAAACAAAAAUACUUACCCUCAACCCAACCACCAAGAAAAAGAAAAUAAUGACAAUAGCGUUACUUGGCAACGAUACAAUUAUUCACCCCCUAUAAGUUCAGACAGCAGCAAUGAUGAAAUUGACGAAAUCCUUAGAACAAUUAACCAAAAGGGCGGAAAACUCAGUGGUGGCGUUCAGGCUAGCAGAUUUGAAAAACCGGACCCAAACCGGCAAA
Molecule: messenger RNA, 226 nt
Organism: Racocetra persica
Lineage: Eukaryota; Fungi; Glomeromycota; Glomeromycetes; Diversisporales; Gigasporaceae
Source: the annotation of a GenBank genome assembly